CGGGACUCUAUAAGAUUUCCCGUCCCACCUCUCUGAAAAAGGAGGAGUUGCCGCGCUGCGUCCUGACGCCGGGAUGACACCACCCCUUUUCCCAGCAUCCUUUCUGUUGCAAGAUGGCGGCGGCGACCUGCUUCCAGUAAAGCCGAUCGAGGAGAAAGUGUAAUCGAGCACUGGAAGAGAACGGCCCCCCGGGAUCAGAAUCGGAGCUAUGGCUGCUGUAGUGGCCAAACGGGAAGGCCCUCAGUUCAUCAGCGAGGCAGCCGUCCGAGGGAAUGCCGCCAUUCUGGAUUAUUGCCGGACGUCGGUCUCCGCCCUUUCGGGAGCGACUGCCGGGAUUCUCGGCUUGACCGGCCUGCACGGAUUCAUCUUCUAUUUCCUAGCCUCCAUCCUCCUCUCCGUCCUGCUGGUGUUAAAAGCCGGGCGGCGGUGGAGUAAGUACUUUAAGUCCCGGCGGCCCCUUUUCACUGGAGGGCUGAUUGGGGGUCUCUUCACAUACAUCCUCUUCUGGACUUUCCUCUACGGCAUGGUGCACGUUUACUAGGGCCUGGGGAGUCUGAGUCGGAACAGUUCUAACGGAGCAGCAAGACUCUUGGCCAAACAAUUGUGUCGUCUCUGAGGCUGUGUAUCUGGGGCCGUUGAUGUGUUGCUUGCACCGUUUAACCCAGUCUGUAACUUAUGUUGGGAAAUGGGCCUGUAAAAUCCUGGUAAUUAAACGCAAUGUGAAGUCC
This is a messenger RNA of Rhineura floridana, 728 nucleotides long. It is a transcript of the gene EMC6, whose product is annotated as ER membrane protein complex subunit 6. Bases 209 to 541 code for a protein of 110 amino acids. Lineage: Eukaryota; Metazoa; Chordata; Lepidosauria; Squamata; Rhineuridae. Gene Ontology annotation, cellular component: endoplasmic reticulum; EMC complex; membrane. The record is from RefSeq and is a predicted model, not a curated record. The transcript is spliced from 2 exons. Gene Ontology annotation, biological process: autophagosome assembly; protein folding in endoplasmic reticulum.